Paramecium primaurelia is the source of this 1168-nucleotide messenger RNA. NCBI's taxonomy places the organism in Eukaryota, Ciliophora, Oligohymenophorea, Peniculida, Parameciidae. The record is from the annotation of a GenBank genome assembly.
AUGGAUCAAAAUUCUAAUUACCUAAAAAUUUGGGGAUUACCAGAAGGAAUUACUGAGCAUGAUGUUCUAUAGAAGAUUAAAGUGAUUGGAAAAGUCAUCAAAAAUAAGUAAUUAAAUAAUGUAUGGUAUAUUGUGUUUGAGGAUGAGGUGGAUAAUGAUAGUGUAUAAUAAUAUAUUUAUUUUAUAGGUUGAGUUUUUAUAAAGCAGUUAUCCAUAAUUGUAAUAUAUAAUUGGUACAGAAAUGACACCUUAAGACAUUUAGAAAUUUGCAUCUAUAUUUCCUAAAAUGGAUGAUGAAGAAGUAUAAAGAAAGAAACUUGAAUAAGAAAAGCUUUAAGAAAUAGCUAAAAAGUAGUAAGAAGAUUAAAGAUAGAAAAUGCUACAAUAACAAUAAGAAUUUUUAAAAUAAUAAUAAGAGGAAUAAAGAAAAAAAUAAAUAAAGGAAAGAGAGGAAGCUUUAAAAAGAGAGGAGGAAUUGAAGUAGAAAUUAUUAUCUGAAGCUAAAUAAUAAAUGGAUUAUUAAUAAAGAUUUGUAAAUAUUAUAUAUAUAUAUUUCUUAGUAAUAGUAAAAAGAAUAAGAAGAUAAACAAUAAAAAUAAUAAUAAUAUGAAUAAAUCUAAUAUUAAUUGGAAGAAUAAAAAAGAUUAGAACUAUUAAGAGUUUAAUAAUCUUAAUCAAAUUCAUAAUUGUACAAUUAAUAAACUUUAGAUUUAUAAAAAGAAAAACUUAAAGAAGAAUUAGCUUUAGAUUUCGCUAAAUCUUAAUUUUAAUAAAAAUAAUUAUCUGAAUAAAAAGAUUAGGAAUUUAAUUAGAAAAUCUAAAAUUUGAAGAAUAAACUUACAGAAACUGAAUAUCAAUUAUAAUAAUUAAAAGAUAAGUAUAAUAAUUAAUAAGAGAAUUUAUAAAAGCAAUAAAAAGAAAUUUAAGAUUUAUAAACAUCAUUAAACUAUGUAACAUAAUAAAGAGACAAUGUAAUUGCAAAAUUCAAAGAAUAACAAUCAAAUUAAGGUAGCAGCAAUAUUACUUAAGAAGAUGUGGUUUUCUUAGAAUAAUAACAAUAAUAAUAGGAACCAUCAUCAAUCUAGAAUAUGUUGUUUAAAUUUGAAUUUUGGGUCUUUUUAAUAGGGGUUUGGAUCUUAAGUUAAGUAAUUAAUUUCUUCACCUGAUC